This is a messenger RNA of Alosa alosa (allis shad), 7473 nucleotides long. RefSeq names its product disco-interacting protein 2 homolog Bb (gene dip2bb). Bases 312 to 5120 code for a protein of 1602 amino acids. NCBI's taxonomy places the organism in Eukaryota, Metazoa, Chordata, Actinopteri, Clupeiformes, Clupeidae. The record is from RefSeq and is a predicted model, not a curated record. The transcript has 40 exons.
UGAAUUUUCUCUUGAGGUGAACUGACUGACACCGGACCAGACGCGGGGCAGCCAAUAGAAGUGGGCUACUUUAGACUCAUCAUAGGACCAGACUCGCUGAAGAUUAGACUGUGAAGCUCACCGACUAAAUGCUCUCCUCCAUCUCGGUCACGUGACAAAUAAAUACAGUAGGAUCGGUCACUAUGGCGGUGAUCUGACUGACUCACGAACUCGGCAUCACUGCACGAGCUAUUAUUUGGCAUCCCCUGUCUUCGCCGAGGAUCGUUCCUCCCGUCCAUCCUCCUCUCGCAGGCAGGCGGUGUUCGGACGUGAUGGCAGAACAUGGAGUGGAUCUUUCUGCCUUGCCCAAAGAGAUCCGCGAACAUCUGGCGGAACUAGACCUAGAGCUAUCAGAGGGUGACAUCACUCAGAAGGGCUAUGAGAAGAAACGGGCAAAACUCCUCGCUCCGUUCCUCGUGCAAUCUCCAGUUGUGCCUGCUAAGAGUCCAGGGAGGACCACUGCCUCCACUCCCUCCUCCUCUGGCUCGUCCACCCGCCAUCGACGAACUCCGCACCCACGCCACGGCGGAGGCACCAGAGAUGAUCGCUACAGAUCAGACAUCCACACAGAGGCCGUGCAGGCUGCUCUGGCGAAGCACGAGGACGAGGAAGAGAAGCUGGCUCCCCCCAUGCCCACCAAACGCCGCUCCACAUACAUGCCGUCUCCUGCCAAGGCACAGACCCCACCAGACUCGUCAUCCUCAUCGGAGGAAGAUGACGAUGACGAGGACAGCGGAGAUAUCCUGUCUCCAGACUCGGCACCGGACGGCGCCGCCCAGGGCUCCUCGUCUACCUCGUCCUCCUCGGCCUCGUCCACCCUCUCGUCCGACCAGUGCAGCCAGACACAGCUGCAGACGCACACACACUCGCACUCGCACUCGCACAUGGCUGGGCCCAGCACGCACACACACGCCCAGCCGCCUCUGCCUCCGCCACCACCUCACUCACAGUCCCAUCCCGUGGCUCUCACCGAGACGCUGGGACACGUCCGCAUCGACCUGGGUGCUGUAGGCCAGCGCAUGUCCCGUGUGGACCGACCCAGCAACACCAUCCGGGGCAUGACCCACGUCCAGGGCCGAGGCACCAUCAUGGAGACCGCCGAUGUCAGAAGGGUUGGAAAAGGUGUCCCAGUCUCUAGUAGGGUCUCCACUAAGAUCCAGCAGCUGCUGAACACCCUGAAGCGUCCAAAGAGACCUCCACUCAGCGAAUAUUUCAUGGAUGACCAGGAGGAGAUCGUCGAGGUUCCUCAGCCUGACCCGAGCAUCCCUCGUCCAGAGGGGAGACAGACGAUCCCGGUGAAGGGCGAACCACUGGGCGUGGUCAGCAAUUGGCCUCCGUCCCUGCAAGCCGCAUUGGCCCGCUGGGGCGCCACUCAAAGCAAGAGCCCCGCCCUCACAGCUCUUGACAUCACUGGCAAACCCCUCUAUACGCUCACCUACGGGAAACUGUGGAGUCGCAGUUUGAAGCUGGCGUACACCCUCCUCCACAAGCUGGGAGCCAAAAAUGAACAGUUGCUCAAACCUAAAGACCGGGUGGCCCUGGUGUACCCCAACAGUGACCCCGGUAUGUUCUGGGUGGCAUUUUACGGAUGUCUGCUGGCUGAACUCAUACCUGUUCCCAUUGAAGUGCCUCUCUCUCGCAAGGAUGCUGGCAGCAGUCAAGUUGGCUUCCUGUUGGGUAACUGUGGUGUGAGUCUGGCUCUCACUAGUGAAGUCUGCCUGAAGGGUCUGCCCAAAACCCCCACAGGGGAGAUCCUACAGUUCAAAGGUUGGCCUCCACUGAAGUGGGUAGUGACUGACCCCAAGUAUCUCACCAAGCCCUCAAAGGACUGGCAGCCUCACAUUCCCACGGCCAACACAGACCCCUCCUACAUAGAGUAUAGAGUCAGUAAGGAGGGGACCGUGAUGGGCGUGGCCAUUUCUAAGGUUGCCAUGCUGACGCAUUGCCAGGCUCUCACGCAGGCUUGCAACUACUGUGAGGGGGAAAUACUGGUCAGUGUCUUAGACUUUAAGAAAGACAUGGGAUUAUGGCAUGGUGUUCUCACAAGUGUAAUGAACCGCAUCCACACCAUCAGUGUUCCAUACUCAGUGAUGAAGGCCUGUCCACUGUCUUGGGUCCAGAGAGUCCAUAUUCAUAAAGCACGUGUUGCUGUGGUGAAGUGCCGUGACCUCCACUGGGCGAUGAUGUCCCACCGAGAGCAGAGGGACAUCAGUUUGGCCUCUCUGAGGAUGCUCAUUGUGGCCGACGGAGCUAAUCCAUGGUCUGUGUCGUCCUGUGACGCAUUUCUGAACAUAUUCCAGUCCCACGGCCUCAAGCCUGAGGUGAUCUGUCCCUGCGCCUCGUCUGCUGAGGCCAUGACCGUAGCCAUACGCAGGCCCGGAGUGCCAGGCUCCCCUCUGCCAGCUCGUGCGGUGCUGCCCCUCAGUGGCCUGAGCCAUGGGGUCAUCAGAGUCAACACGGAGGACAAGAAAACUGCGCUCACUGUACAGGACGUCGGCCACGUCAUGCCUGGAGCUCUGAUGUGUAUUGUGAAGCCGGAUGGUCCUCCUAUGCUGUGUAAAACGGAUGAAAUUGGAGAGCUGGUGGUCAACUCGAGGGCAGGUGGCACUUUGUACUACGGCUUACCUGGACUCACCAAAAACACAUUUGAGGUGAUCCCAGUAAAUGCCAGUGGAGCUCCAAUAGGGGAGAUUCCAUUUGUGCGCUCUGGGUUACUGGGUUUCGUGGGGCCGGGCAGUCUGAUAUUCGUGGUGGGGAAGACAGAGGGUCUGAUGAUGGUCAGUGGCCGUCGCCAUAAUGCCGAUGAUCUCGUGGCAACAGCAUUGGCCGUGGAGCCAAUCAAAACAGUGUAUCGCGGACGGAUAGCGGUGUUCUCUGUCGGUGUGUUCUAUGAUGAGAGGAUAGUGAUCAUAGCGGAGCAGAGGCCUGAUGCAUCUGAAGAAGACUCCUUCCAGUGGAUGAGUCGAGUGCUACAGGCCAUAGACAGCAUUCACCAGGUUGGUCUGUACUGUUUGGCCCUUGUGCCUGCGAACACCUUGCCUAAGACGCCGCUGGGUGGAAUCCACCUCUCAGACACACGCCAACUUCUCCAGGAGGGGGCACUCCACCCCUGCAACAUCCUCAUGUGCCCCCACACCUGCGUCACAAAUCUCCCCAAGCCACGCCAAAAACAACCAGUGGGUGUUGGACCUGCAUCUAUCGUGUUGGGGAACCUGGUUGCUGGGAAACGGAUUGCUCAGGCUGCAGGGAGAGAACUGGGGAUGAUGGAGGACCAGAACCUCGUAAGGAAGAUGUGUAUGUGGCCCACUAUGAUGCACCAGUUUCUUUCUGAGGCCCUGCAGUGGAGGGCCCAGACUGAUCCAGAUCACGUCCUCUAUGUGUUGCUAAAUGCUAAGGGCACUGCGGUGUGCACGGCGACAUGUCUGCAGCUCCAUAAGCGAGCGGAGAAGGUCGCCGCAGCUCUUAUUGAGAGGAGUGGAAUCAACACAGGAGAGAACAUUGUUCUGCUCUACCCUCCAGGUAUCGACCUGAUUGCUGCUUUUUAUGGAUGCCUGUAUGCUGGCUGUGUCCCUGUCACCGUGAGGCCACCGCAUCCUCAGAACCUUCCGGCAACACUACCCACCGUCAAGCUCAUCACAGAUGUGUGUAAAGCAGCUGGGAUCCUCACCACUCAGUUUCUAGUGAAGAUCCUCCGAUCUAAAGAGGCUGCUGCCACCGUCAACAUCAAAACAUGGCCCAUCAUCAUAGACACGGAUGACCUUCCACGGAAGCGACCGCCUCACCUUUACAAGCCUCCUUCGCCAGACGUCGUCGCCUAUCUGGACUUCAGUGUGUCUACGACAGGCAUGUUAACCGGAGUAAAGAUGUCACACACUGCAGUGACCACUCUCUGUCGCUCUAUUAAGCUCCAGUGUGAGCUCUACUCCUCACGCCAGAUCGCCAUCUGCCUCGACCCCUACUGCGGCAUGGGCUUUGUGCUGUGGUGUCUCGCAAGUGUGUACUCAGGGCACCAGUCGGUGCUGAUUCCCCCUGCGGAGCUGGAGCUGUCUCUGGCGCUGUGGAUGAGUGCUCUCUCCCAGAACCGCAUCCGAGACACCUUCUGCUCCUACAGCGUCAUGGAGCUCUGCACCAAGGGCCUCGGGGGGCAGACGGAGAGCUUGAAGGCGCGCGGUGUGAACCUGUCGUGCGUGCGCUCGUGUGUGGUGGUGGCCGAGGAGAGGCCUCGGCUGGUCCUCACACACUCCUUCUCCAAGCUGUUCAAGGACCUGGGCCUGUCCUCCCGCGCCGUCAGCACCACCUUCGGCUCCCGGGUCAACCAGGCCAUCUGCCUACAGGGCACCACUGGACCUGACCCCUCGACGGUGUAUGUGGACAUGAAGUCCCUUAGACACGAUAGGGUGAGGCUGGUGGAAAGGGGAGCCCCUCAGUCUCUUCCUCUAAUAGAAUCAGGCACGAUUCUUCCAGGAGUCAGAGUCAUCAUUGUGAACCCUGAAACACGAGGCCCACUUGGAGACUCUCACUUAGGAGAGAUCUGGGUGAACAGUCCUCACUCGGCUGCAGGCUACUACACCAUCUACGGGGAGGAGAACCUGCAGGCAGACCAUUUCAACGUGCGCCUCAGCUUCGGAGACCCGCACACUCAGUGGGCGCGCACAGGCUACCUGGGGUUCAUCAAGAGGACGGAGCUGACAGACUCUACAGGAGGUCCCCAUGACGCCCUGUUCGUGGUGGGAUCUCUGGACGAGACCCUGGAGCUGAGGGGUUUGAGGUAUCACCCCAUCGACAUCGAGACCAGCGUGUCACGAGCUCACCGCAGCAUCGCAGAGAGUGCGGUGUUCACCUGGACAAACCUGCUGGUGGUGGUGUCGGAGCUGUGCGGCUCGGAGCAGGACGCGCUGGACCUGGUUCCCGUAGUGACCAGCGUGGUGCUGGAGGAGCACCACCUGAUCGUGGGCGUGGUGGUGGUGGUGGACCCCGGCGUCAUCCCCAUCAACUCGCGCGGAGAGAAGCAACGCAUGCACCUGCGCGACUCCUUCCUGGCUGACCAGCUGGACCCCAUCUACGUGGCCUACAACAUGUGAGCCGACACGGGCCCCCAGCAACCAGCGGAUUACGCGCAUACACACCACCAACACACCAGGGGGCACUCUCAGCUGGACACACACAAAAACAGAGAGGAGGGUAGGGGGAUAGAGUGUGAGGCUGUCACGCACGACAAAAAUGCCCCCAGCAGAGAAAAACAAGCCCAUUAUUCUCCUCUCAGGGGAAAGAAGGAAAAGAUACUGGACAGAGCGCAAGAGAAAAGGAAAUCUUUUGGAUGGCUGAUGGUUAAUGGAUAAGAGUGGAAAGUGAGUGAAGUCUGUUUAGCGGUGUGGAAUGGGAAGGGAAAAAAGCCUGAGUGUGUGUAUAAUCAGAUUGUCCAAAUGGUAUAUAAUCCAGUGACCCUAGAAGUAAGAGUUGUAACAAAUGUCAUUUAUUUUUCCAGAAUAGGCGGAAGAGUUGAAUAUGAAUGAAAAAAGUAGUCGAUUGGGUGUAAGUGAAGUUUCUGUUAAAUAUGUAUUAAUACUCAUUUUUGCUCAAAAAUCAUGGAAGGUUACCAGUACAGCGGGGCGUUCCAGCUUUGCCCUCGACUCCAACUAUGCAUCUCUCCAGUCCAGCUGGUCUCCAAACACAAACACAGGCUGAACCGCACAGGAGAAAUACAACUGGGGUUUAGGGUUGCUCAGUUACUCUGGGUAGUUACGUCAGGUUUGGGGUGAAUUUGCCAAAUUACCACAAUGCCAAUUUAGCUUUCAUCACAAGUGUGUUUGCAUUCAUGGGUUUUCUCUUGUUUUGUAAACUAUACAGUUGAGUUGUCCAAGUUACGGUGUAGACAUCCUUCUGUGGGUUUGUUAGGGACCUGUACAUUAUUGCGUGUUCUCUGCUGUGGCUGGUGUUCCAAAUAAUGUUAGUGAAGAAUUAUGUUAACCCAAUGUAGUGCUGGAAGAGAAUCUGACUUUGAUGUAGUAUAUGAGGAGUACUGAGGAGUAUUUAUUAACCAAAAGAGUCCAGAUGUUUUUACCCUUUCCACUCACAGCCUCGCAGAUCACACCUCGAUAAUGUGAAGGCCCUGCUCUGAUAUUGCUCUUGGGAUUGAACAUCAGCAAUCACUGUUUACAAAUUUCUCAGUCUGCGUGGACGCAACAGCAGACUGACUGAAGUUAAUUCAGGUACUCAUUCCUCCACACCUUGCCCAGUCCGCACUCCUGCUGGUACUUCUAGGCUACAGGUGUUAAGAGUUCACUAGUGGUGCAGGUGAAGGCUUUCCUUAAGGCGGGAUCACAUUGACCAUCAGCAAGUGGCAGGUUUCCUAUUGUUCUCUAUGGUUCAGCAGCGGAACGGUGGCAGCACUGGCGUAACGCUAGCGUUGAACAAGCUGAGCGUUGAACUUGGUUCAUCUUCCAAAGUGCAACACGAAUGUAUUGCAUUGUCAGUUAAGGCAAACCAUUUGUGUUACCAUAGGAACGAGAUAGAACUUAUUAUGGUCUGAGCAUUGCCUUACGCUUGCCACUGGCCAAUGUGAUCCCCGCCUAAGGAAGCCCUAAGCUCCAUCCACAGGGAUGCACUGAUUAAACCCUUUCAUACUGGCACCAAGGGCACGGUAGGGCCUGAGACACUGGAUCAAUCUAUGCUAGCAACGCUAACGCUAUUGAUUAUAGGGUUUGAUAUGUGCAAAAGCCAUCAAUCCACAUUUGUACUUUUUAUGGUAUUUACAGCUGGCGUGAUCGCUGGUGACUUUGAACGGUCCAGUCUUGAUUUGGCACAUAUAUAUCGUGUGCUCUUGUAAAAUCCUUUUACAUGUUGUUUUUAUGGUAACAUUUAACAUCCUAGCCACAUAUUAUCUGCACUUUUCUUUUGUCUGUGAGUUUUAAAAUAUUCAGUAGUGAUGCACUGUAUUUAUAUGUAUAUGUUGUAACGAAUGUAAUUGAUCUGUACAUAUAACAGAUAUGAAGGCCCCUCACGCACACACACACAGAGAGCAAAAAUAGCAUCGGUGCAUCCCUGACACUCAUUAGCAGUAUCAUAAUCAAAAACAAUUUCUCCACAUCACAGAUUUCUGGUAUCCAACAAAAAACACUAGCCAUGUGCUAUUUCAAGUUCACUUACAAAUACAUCAACCGCAACGCUAAGAACAUCUCUUCCAUUUGUGCACAUUUAUAUUAAUCAUUUAUUUUGUCAUAUUUCUCUCCCAAGCUCAUAUACCUGUUUGAACUGUUAUGCACAAAAUAUUGUUUGAAAUAUUAGUUUAAAGCAAUACUUCUUUGUGCAUGGUCAUUGUGAAAUAUAUUUAUAGUCGUUUAGGACCAGACGUGUGUGAGUAAUAAGGUGAUUGAAAGAACUGAUUGAAGAGUGGAGAAAAAGACAUGAAUUAAACAGUAAUGUCCAGGGUAUGCA